Molecule: messenger RNA, 894 nt
Organism: Ustilaginoidea virens
Lineage: Eukaryota; Fungi; Ascomycota; Sordariomycetes; Hypocreales; Clavicipitaceae
Exons: 2
Coding region: 1-894 (297 amino acids)
Biological process (GO): nucleosome assembly
Cellular component (GO): chromatin; nucleus
Molecular function (GO): histone binding; chromatin binding
Source: RefSeq, a predicted model, not a curated record
AUGUCUGCCGAAGACGUUGAUAACACCGUCCACUACGAGCAGCUCGACGACCUCGAGGAUGACUUUGACCAGGUCGAUCUUGAGAUCCUGCGUAUCCAGGACAAGAUGACCCGUGACCUCUUCGCCAAGCGUGAAAAGACCAUCUGUCAGAUCCCCAAUUUCUGGCCUCUCGUCUUUGAGCGCGCCCCUCCCGAGAUCGACGAGUAUAUCCAGCCCACCGACGCCGCCGUCAUUGCGUCUCUCAAGAGCCUCUCCGUCGAGCGCUUCGAGCUGCCCAACGGCCACCCGCGCAGCGUCUCCAUCAAGUUCGAGUUUGCCGAAAACGACUACUUUGAAAACACCACGCUCGAGAAGAAGUUCUGGUGGCGCCACGCCAAGGACGGCUGGGAGGGCAUGGUUUCGGAGCCCGUCGACAUCAACUGGAAGCCCAACAAGGACCUGACCAACGGGCUGCUCAGCCUCGCCAACAAGAUCCACCAAGAGGACAAGGCCGGCAAGCGCGAGGAGCAGACCCCGGCCAAGAAGGAGCUCAUCAAGAAGCUCGAGACCACCAGCCUCGACGCCGUCAGCUUCUUCAACUUUUUCGGUUUCCGCGGCCGCUUCAUCACCGAGGAGGAGAGCCGCGAGGCUGCCCGCGCCGAAGAGGAGAAGCGCAAGGCUCGCAAGGAGGGCAAGGAAGUCGACGAGGCCAAGCUCGAUGCGGACGAGGACGAGGACGAGGACGACGGCGAGUACGAGUUCGAAAUCUUCCCCAAUGCUGACGAUGUCGCCCUCACCAUUGCCGAGGACCUGUGGCCAGAGGCUAUCCGCUACUUCCGCGAGGGGGAGGAGCUGGCCGCCCUCAGCGAGAUGGACUUUGAGGAUGAGGAUGAGGAUGAAGAAAUGGCCGAGUGA